This is a messenger RNA of Populus euphratica (Euphrates poplar), 2177 nucleotides long. Its product is annotated as cytochrome P450 71A14-like. The transcript has 7 exons. Gene Ontology annotation, molecular function: iron ion binding; monooxygenase activity; oxidoreductase activity, acting on paired donors, with incorporation or reduction of molecular oxygen. NCBI's taxonomy places the organism in Eukaryota, Viridiplantae, Streptophyta, Magnoliopsida, Malpighiales, Salicaceae. The coding region runs from base 119 to 1765 and encodes 548 amino acids. The record is from RefSeq and is a predicted model, not a curated record.
AUAACUCGAAAGUAAAGCAGUCUGUCACUCCCAGAAUCCAUUAAAAAAUAAAGAAAAGUCAAAGAAUUUCUCUAAUCUCGAGCGUUCUCUUUCUCUUUCUCUCUCUCUCGAUGAGAAAAUGAAUUCUGUUUUGAACUCGGUUAAUGAUUUCAUUUCCUCGAAAUCGACCAAAGAGUAUGCGAAGAAGGAACUCAAUGCGAUUCUAUGGGUUGCGUUGAUUACGAUUACUGUUUUCUCGCUUGAAAAGGUUUUUAAGCUCUUUAGAUUGUGGUCUAAAGCUAGUCAGAUCCCCGGUCCGCCUUGCAACUCCUUUUUCGGACAUGGGAACCUCGGUUCUCGCGAGAAUUUCAUCGAUCUUUUAUCGUUGGCGCAUGAUAAAUAUGGAUCAGUUUUCAAGUUGUGGCUGGGACCAACUCAGCUUUUGGUAUCUAUAAAAGAUCCAACCCUAAUCAAAGAGAUGCUUUUAAAGGCUGAAGAUAAAUUGCCUUUCAUUGGGAAGGCAUUUCGUUUGGCCUUUGGACGAUCAAGUCUCUUCUUCUGUUCGUAUGACCAGGCACAAAAGAGAAGAGAAUCACUGGCAUUGGAAUUGAAUGGUAAAAUGCUUGGAAGAGCAAAUGUAAUCCCUAAAAAUGUUGUGGACUGUAUCAUGGAAAGAGUAGAUGCUAUUAUGAGCAAAGGAAGUGUUGAUUGUAAAUCAGUUUCACAGCAUAUGGCUUUUACCAUUUUGGGGACCACGCUUUUUGGGGAUACAUUCCUGGCUUGGUCCAAGGCAACUUUUUAUGAAGAGCUUCUGAUGAUGAUUGCUAAAGACGCUUCUUUUUGGGCUUCAUAUAGAGUUACGCCUUUCUGGAAACGAGGAUUUUGGAGGUACCAGUCAUUGUGCACAAAGUUGAAAUGCUUAACUGUUGACAUUGUUCAACAGUGUGGCAAAAAUUAUGGAUUAUUUUCCCAUAUGGAUCAAAACUCUCACAUUGGAAUAGAAAAGGUUGGAAUAAAGGCUGCAUCUGGUGCGCCACCUUCUAAUGGUGUUGAGAUGCAAGAUAAAUUAUUCUCACCAGAGCUUGAUGGCCAUCUUAAUGAAAGAGAAGAACCAUGUGGAAACAUUAUGGGCGUGAUGCUUCAUGGAUGCAUAGCCACAGCAAGUUUGAUUGGUAGUAUCCUGGAGAGGCUUGUUACAGAUGUGGAGAUACAGGAUAAGAUAUACUCUGAGAUAAUAAAGGUAAAGCAGGGGUCUGUGAAAGAAGAUCAAAAUGUUGAGAAGAUGCUUUUGUUAUUGGCAACUAUUUAUGAAUCAGCCCGUCUUCUGCCAGCAGGACCGUUGCUGCAGAGGUGCUCUUUGAAAGAUGAUUUGAUUUUUAAAAGCGGUGUAGUCGUACCAGCUGGAGCAGUACUUGUUGUGCCUGCACAGCUGCUGCAGAUGGAUGAUUCUAGUUGGGGCAGUGAUGCUAGCAAAUUUAAUCCAUAUCGAUUUUUGUCAAAAGCCAGAAAGGAUUCUGAUUUGGUGCAGGAUACAUCAUUUACAGAAGAAGCUGUGGAUCCAAGUCAGUGUUCAUUCAUUCUGAAUGAUCCAAAUGAUAAUGCUGCUUUUCUUCCCUUUGGUUCUGGUAUGCGGGCCUGUGUGGGUCAGAAAUUUGCUAUCCAUGGAGUUGCCACUUUGUUUGCUUCAUUGCUUCAACGUUAUGAGGUAAGGCUCAAUCCUCAGUUGGCAAACAACCCUAAAUCAACAACUGGACAACAGAUAGUGUUCGUGAGAAGAAACAGCUGAAAGAUGAAAAAAUGUGGAGGUUAUGUUGUGAAUACUUGUCCUUGUUACAACUCCAAUUGUUGUAUUUCCCUUUUUUCGGUCAUUAGCUACGAGGGGAGAGGAUGUUACAUGAGUCUGUUUUGUGGGCUCUUGUUUUUUCUUCGCCCUGUUUUAAAUAGUUCAAGUGCUGUCAAAGCGGCAUGCUAUUUCUCCCAUGUCUCUGAAGCACUCUGAGCCUAUAUUUGCUAUGGAGCCAUAUGGUUUUCUUCCCCAUUUGUUCUUCGUAUUCUUCCCUCCGAUUUUGAACGUUUGUUUUUUUACUCUCUCAAAAGUGGGAGUUUAUGUUGUAUCUUGAAGCUUACAAAAUACUGUAUAAGGCUUUUAGCAUGUUGGUUGGUUGAAUAAAUGUUUUGCAUGCUAAUGGUUCAGUAUU